GAAUUAAAUCGAAUCCGUAAAGAAUAUCGUGAAUGUGAUAAUGAACGUCGUGAAUUACGUCUACAACUUGUAAUGUUACGAGGUGAACUUGGUUUAGCCCAAUGUCAACUUGCAGAAAUGUUAUCGAAUCAACGGCGGAAACAAUCCGAAACAAUAUCGAAUGUUUCGAUUAUCAGCGCAAAUGGUAAAUCAUCAUCAUCAAUGCAAACUAAAAGAAAAAGAAUUAAAUCUAGAUUGCUUCAAGACAGCCAUUUGGAUGAAUUUUGUGAUACGAUGGAUUCAUCCUCGGCAAUCUUCUUUACAGCUUGUAGUUCAGUGACCUCUUCUCUUAACGAGAUUGUAUGUUCGACAAGCGAACCAGAUUUAUUUGCUACAAAAUUUGAGGGUGUUCGCGAAUAUCGUCUUCCCAGUCAUGACUAUCGUGAUUUCUGUCUUUUACCAGUUCGUUGUCGAGAAUCUCGCAGACCAUCAUACCUUGGAAAAACCCAGCACAAUUCAGUGAAACAUGAAAAAAUGAUCAAAGAAAAAAAGUGUCAAAUAAAAUCACUCGGUGAAAUUGAUCAUCAGGAAAAAGAUAUUCGUGAAAAGAAUUUCUAUGAUAGGCGAUCAGAAUGGCGGUUGUCAUCAUAUGAAGAGCAAAGUGCAAAGAAUAGGCAAAAAUUAAGAAAUCUGGAAAAACAGAUCGCUGAGUUAGAGAAAGAGCAAGCAAAAUUAACGGAUAUUGAA
Acanthocheilonema viteae is the source of this 726-nucleotide messenger RNA. The record is from the annotation of a GenBank genome assembly. NCBI's taxonomy places the organism in Eukaryota, Metazoa, Nematoda, Chromadorea, Rhabditida, Onchocercidae.